This is a messenger RNA of Apis dorsata (giant honeybee), 4483 nucleotides long. It is a transcript of the gene Cep164, whose product is annotated as titin homolog. The transcript has 10 exons. NCBI's taxonomy places the organism in Eukaryota, Metazoa, Arthropoda, Insecta, Hymenoptera, Apidae. The coding region runs from base 82 to 3996 and encodes 1304 amino acids. The record is from RefSeq and is a predicted model, not a curated record.
ACGAGCGGUGCUUGGUACUAUUAUCAAGCUUCCACCGGAACCACCACAUGGCAACAUCCCCUGGACGCCGUGUACAAGGAGAUGGUCGAGCAGGCCAGAGCUGCGAGCAACGCCGCCAAGCCUGUUAACGCCAGGCAGAUCAGCGUCGAAGAGGACUCGAAGACAACGGCCAAGGAGCUCGAGUCGAACGAGGAAGCAACUCUGCCCAAGGAAACGUCUUCGUCCGCCAAGGAAUCCGGCAAGCAAUCCGCCAAGAACAAUCCGCCACCUACCAGAAUCCCCACGAAGCUGGCGCCGUUGAAAAAAUUGGACAAGAUCGACGGUACGAGGAAGAAGGAUGGCGGGAGCCAAGAGAAACAACAAUCGAGACGGGAGGACAAUCCGUUGGCGACUAACAGGGCCGGCAGGGAUUACACGAAUCUCAAAUUCCAAGAUCCGAGAUUCUACGAGUGUCCCAAGCUCCUGGAGACGGUCGCAUCGACCACGACCACCAACACGACCACGUCCACCAGCCCAAAGCAGGAGAUAGACCUGAAAGAGGUGCUCAAGAGAUCGGAAUCCCUCAGCCCGAGGCACGAGAAGGAUUGGGAGCAGUUGUCGAGCAGGUUCAGCUCCGAGGAGAAUAUCAUAGACAUCGAUAAACUUAGCAUCAACACGUUGGCCAGGUCGGAGAAAUCCGACAAGUUCGACAAGGAGAAACAUCCGAGCCAAUUCGGCCAACAGAAGGAAUUGACUCUGAGCGGUGGGGGGACUAUGUUCCUGAAGAGCAACAGGAGCAGAGACACCACGCCUAUCCACGAGACCGGUAAACUCGACGAGUUCCGUACCUUGUCGAUCCCGGACGAGACCAACAAAGACAGCGGGGACAAGUUGAAGUCGAUUCUCAGGGAGAAACAAUCCGAGGACGACGACAGACCGGUGGACGAGGAAAGGAAAAGCGUACGUUUCGACAUCGAGAAGGAAGUGGACAUCAAGUACACUUACUCCAGGUCCGAAUACGAGUCGGAAUCCGAAUCUGACGAGCAUGAGGUGCUCGCCAUGCUCUCGAGUCGAGAUACCGAGUGGAGUCCCUCGAAAACGCAGAAAACCAGCCAAAGAUUCACGGAGGAGAGCAAGGAAGAUCCCGAGGACAAGAUCGAUGGAUGUGUCAAGAAGAGUUUAUCGUCGGAAAAAAUCGAAGCGUCGAAGACGCAAAAUGGGAAGAUCGUGGGAAAGAGGUUCGUCGUGAGGAACGUGCCUGAGAACGAACUUCGUAAAAAGUUCGCUCCUCAGAACGCUUCUGAGAAGGAACACCGUAUGCAAAUGACCAGAGACAGUUUGUCCGGAGAGAGUUUGUCGAGGGAGAGCAGUUUGGACUACACGUUCACCAAUAAAUUCAACAAAAUUAAAAACAUCGAUCUGGUUUCGAAGAGCGAGACCGAUUACAGCGACUCUGAACUACGGCGGAAGAAUAAAUUGAAAGUGGAGUUGCCGCGCAACGAGCAGACCGACGACGACGAGACUUCAGAUUUCUCCAAGAUCAAUCAAGAGGCUCACGAUAUCUCGCGAAGGGAAGCCAACGAAGCGACGAAACAGGAUCAGAACAAGAAGCUGGAGGAAGCGAAAGCGAAAUUGAAUGAAGAGCACGAAAAAGAUAUCGAGGCGUUGAGGAAAGAGUACAAGGACAAGUUGGAACAGAUGAAAAAAGAAUUGGAGGAGAAUUUUGCGGAGCAGAAGAAGCAAAUAGAGAAGAAUCUGAGUGACAAGUUGGAGGAUAUGAGGCGAAAGAUGGUCGAGAAGGAGGAACGAGAAAUUCAAAAAUUAAUCGCCGAAAUGGACGAGGCCAAGUUGGAGAAUCUGAGAAAGGUAAAGGCCGAAUUGGAGGUUUGCUACGAAAAGGAGAGGCAAGAGAUCUUGGCGAAUUUGAAGACUGAACUGGACGAGAGAAAGGGAGAAUUGUUGGAGCUACGGAAUCAGGAGAUGGGGAAAUUGGAGAACGAACACGAGCGCGACUUGGACGAGGAGAAGCUCGCCAAACUUAGCGAGAUCAAAUUGAGCAAGCAACACCAGGCGAGGAUCAAAACGAUGAAGAAGGAAUUGGAUAAGGAGUUCGACGAGUUGCGCAAACAAUUACGGGCACAGCAGAGGGAAAAUAUCACGAAAAUUACGGAGGAACACGAGAGUCGUCUUGUCGAAAUUCUACGCGAUUUUAGAGUGAAUGAGGAUCGCACGCGCAAGAUGUACAAGCAGUGUUUGGAAGAGAUUCGCGCCGAUUUCUCGCGCGACGCGGAGAAAGAGGCUAAGAAACAGACAGGUCGCGCUAUCCACCAAGAGAGCAUCGAGUUCGAGAAGAUGAGGUGCGAGAAGCGAUUGCUCCAAGAUAAGUACAUGGCGUUGAAGGAGAAAUACAUGAAAUUGAAGAAGGAGGUACGUUCGGCUAUCGAGAGGAGGAGUAGGAGAAAGGAGGGAUACACGACCGCCUCGGAGACGGAGAGGUCGACGUCGACGAGGACGAGGACGGACAGGACCGAGUCGUCUGAUCAAAAUAUCCCAUUACGAAACACGCACUCGAGCUCGGCGACGACGAACACUAAACCGCCCGAGACUCAGACGACGACGAACGAGCAGUCGGAAGAAUUGCACGAUCCGAACGAACAGAACGUUCAGAAGGCGAACUCGGGGUUUCAGAAGAGCGCAGCUACGUCGAACGCGAAAAAUGUGAGAUUCCAUUCCGACGAAACGAGCAUCGCCAGCGAGACGAACGCGAACGUAACAACCGGAAAGAAGAACUUCGCCAAGAAACCGACAAUCCAACCCAAACCGAGUUCAACCACCGGCAAUAAUAUUAACAACAAUAACAACAAUCUUGAAAAUCCAGUCGAAAAUAUAAGAAAACAGUUGGAGAAGCUCGAGGAUCUCGGUGAUCAAUUGCCAAGCAACGAAACGGCCUACACAUUGCGAUAUCCUUUCCAAGACAAAGCUCGUCGUGUCCGAGCUCAUCGGGUGACACCGGAAAGGAUUCUGCUCGAUUUUCUAGCACCAGCGAACGCCUCUUCGGAGCUGGAGUUCUUCCGGCACCGAAUUCACGUGGAAAGGGAUUCAGUGAAGAGAGCACGGGAGGCGCUUCGACAUCAGGAGAACGUGUUCCAAGGGAGGCAGAGGGCUUGGAAGCAGCGUAGCGUCAAAGCGACCCUCGAACAAUUGCUUCAGGAAGAACGCGAACUUUCCGACAUGGAGGUGAAUUUGCAUCGAACCAAGAGCCUUUUGGGCGAGAAAGUGAUCCAUCUGAGGCAUUUAGAGCAAUCUUUGGAGAGGGUGGUUAACGCGAAGACAAACGAGAACGACGGGAACGCGACCAAAAACGAGGAAUUGACGUUGAGCGAUAUGUCGAGCGUGAGCAGCGGUAUCAGUUCAACCGAUCUCGGGACCGACACGUUCGUAGACAAACCGGAUCACUACCAGGAGUCGACGGAAAUCAUCGCAAGUCUGGAAAACCUAAACUCGGAAAUACGUGAGAUAUGGGGCGUGCUGAAUAAACGUCAGGACACGAACAUACCACCGCCUCCGACUUUGAUGUAUUCGUAUUUGCGAUGGCUGCGUUUCCAUCAUCUUGCCGCCGAAUCGAAUAAUAUACAAGGAACAUUCGGUGCACCAAACAUUCAGUCGAACAUCCUAUCUCAGUUGACAGUGACUCAACCACCGACACCCACCGCGCAAAACAUUAUCGCCCAGUACGGUCCCAAUAGCGGUUUCACCACCAGCGUAUGCACGGUUGAGAAGCAUUCCUCGAAUCUGAUGGAGAGAACGUGGAAUCUACGGGAUUGGCUGAGGCAAGCUUGCGUCGAGGGCACGGAUCAGUCCAGGUCGAACGACUCUAUAAAAAGCAGCCCGCAAUCCAUCGAAAAAUUUGGUUCCAAACGACAAUCGUUAGGGGAUUCCAGUACCCGUUUCGUCGACGUAGACUCCAUGUAUCUACACGUGUUUCUAAACCAAUUCAAGAAGACGUGUUUUCGUUAGUUGUAUAGUUUCCGUUAUCUCGAUCUCUUGAUACGAUCGAGAACGGAAUAGUCGUUUGGAAGUGAGAGUUUCGAUCGAGAGAUUCGCGAAACUCCUAGCUUCGGCCGAAUGCGCGCUCGUUCUAAGAACCUCCCCUUAGCUUGUCCCCCAUCCUAUCGAGCUCAAAUUCGUUUUAUCGCCGAAUCUGCGACAAACGCAAUUGGACGCAUCUAAUCACGAUGCGUCAACGUGGUCUUGGAGCCCCGAUCGAAACGGACGCGAGCUUCGAGAUUGCAACUUUUGCAAUUUUCUGCCCACGCGUCCACAAUUUUCAAGAAACGCUCGUCGGCGUUUCUUACGAUUUUAUCCGGGGUGGCAAACCAACUGGACAAUUAUUACUAUAUUCGUGCCAGAAAUUUUGACGCUGGCCCGCUGCUCUUUUAACGGUAAUUGCAACGUUAUAGCGGAUGAUCAUGUAUAAAAAAACGUAACACUUUCAUAAUGGGAA